AUGAACCGUAACGAUAAUGUCAGGGCUAUUCCCUUUUUAUCAACAGUGAAUCAAAAAGCUUUGAACUUUGACUUGGAGAAAGUUUGUUCCGUGAGCCUUUCACACUUAAACGUUUAUUGUUGCUUGGUUUGCGGCAAGUACUUACAAGGAAGAGAACCGAACUCACCAGCGUUUUCUCAUUCAGUCAAUGAGAACCAUCACAUAUUUGUACGGUUUCAAACACAACGGUUCUAUAUAUUGCCGGAGGGUAAGAUAAUCAAGCCUGUUGAUUAUAAUGAGGUAUUGAAAACAAUACGUGACAACAUCUCACCUACAUAUGAACCAGAGGCAGUAAGGCUGUUUCCUGUGAAUUGCACAGAUGUAUCAUCGCAUACCUAUUACAAUGGAUUUAUUCCGUUAUAUGAUUCUUCCCACAGAGACUUUGCAAAUGUGGUGAUUGUAAUGCUAAGCCACAUCCCGCCCAUCAGAGAUACAUUUCUAGUUGGGAUGGACACAGAUAAGUUUGAUCCACUUGUCAAGCUAUUUGGAUUGAUUCUGCGAAAGCACUGGUCAAAGAAUCUUUUAAGAGCUCAUGUACUGACCGAUGAGCUGCUGAGCUAUAUAUCAAUUAAUUACCCAAAGUUAUUAGAGAAUAAGGAUCCCAGGGUUUUUCUAUUGAGUUUGCUGAAUGCUCUCAUCAGCAAAUGUCCACAAUUGAAGCAAUCCUUUGACUGCAUCAAAGGUAGGAUUGACAGUCAGGACAUUGAUGAUGAUGGUAAGAUAACCAAGAGAAGGCUACUGCCCUUUACAUGCUUGACACUGGACCUUCCUGGAGAUUCGGUCUUUAAAAGUUCAUCAGUCGAUGAAGCCAUAUUGCAGACUAAUAUAGAAGACUUAAUGAAAAAAUACGAUGGUGAACAAGAAACCUUGGUUGGUAAUACUAUAAAAAGAUAUAGAAUUGCAGAACUGCCUGAUUAUUUGAUUUUGCAUUAUCAUAGAUUUGAUCCCAAUUCCAAGCAACCUGUUAAGAAUAGGAAAAGAGCAAUUGUAACGUUUCCAACUAGUAUUAAAAUAUUAGAUGUCGAUUUUGUCUUAAUUGAAAAUGUAGUUCAUAAGCAAGAAACGAAGAACUCUCCACUAAAAAAGAUCAUUACAGAUGAUUAUUCAAGCAAAUGGGGAAUACAAUUGAAUAACAAAUCAACUGGAAGAUGGAUGGAGUUUUAUGGUAACCACAUAAAACAGAAGGAUGAAGAGUUUUUAUUCUUGGAUGAAACUUAUAUUCAGCUGUGGAAGAAACAAAAUUGA
Messenger RNA from Nakaseomyces glabratus, 1284 nucleotides. It is a transcript of the gene SAD1, whose product is annotated as mRNA splicing protein SAD1. Gene Ontology annotation, biological process: protein deubiquitination. NCBI's taxonomy places the organism in Eukaryota, Fungi, Ascomycota, Saccharomycetes, Saccharomycetales, Saccharomycetaceae. The record is from RefSeq and is a predicted model, not a curated record. Gene Ontology annotation, molecular function: cysteine-type deubiquitinase activity; zinc ion binding.